AUGGCCUUUCUAAGAAUGAUAUUGAUGGAGUAUGGUAUGCCUACCAAGUUUGUGGAGCUGAUAAUGAACUGUGUAUCUACUGUCAGCUACUCAUUGAUACUAAAUAGAGGGUUAACAACUAAAUUUCAGGGGAAGAAGGGGCUAAGACAAAGAGAUCCAAUGUCUCCUUAUCGUUUUGUAUUGGUGAUGGAAUAUCUGAAUAGGGCAUUGAAGAAGCUGAAGGAUAACCCUGACUUUAAUUAUCACCCAAAAUACGGUAUCCAUCAAUUGUUGAUGGACAGAUUCAAUCAUUUUUCAGAAGUAUCGGGCUUGAAGGCUAACAUGGAGAAGAGUGUUUUAUACAUUGCAGGUGUUACAAAGGAAUUCAAAAAGAUGAUUCUGGAAGAGAUGCAAUUUAUACUAGGGGAACUACCAUUCAAAUAUCUUGGAGUACCAUUAUCCUCUAAAAAGCUGACAGUUCAACAGUGUAUGCCAUUGAUUGAGAAGAUCACAACUAGGAUUAAUUGUUGGACUGCUGAGUUACUAUCAUACAGUGGAAAGCUCCAAUUACUGAAAAGUGUAAUCUUUGAGAUGCAGACUUACUGGGCACAUGUGUUUUUAGUGCCAAAGAAAAUUCUUAAGCUAAUAAUUUCAGCUUGUAGAACUUUUCUAUGGACAGGAAGGGGUGAGCCAUCAAGAAGAGCUUUAAUUGCAUGGGACAUAGUUUGUAUGCCUUUCUCAGCAGGUGGGUUAAAUGUGCUAGACAUUCAUAUAUGGAACAAAGCUGCACUGUGUAAACUACUAUGGGCUGUUAGUGCAAAGAAGGAUACCCUAUGGAUACAUAGCUAUUACAUCAAAGGGCAAGAUAGCAUGAGGAUGGAUACUCCUAAACAAGCAUGCUGGCUUGUUAGGAAGAUUUUUGAUAUGAGAUAUUGGUUUCUAGAAAAGUAUACAAGUGUUGAGUUACACAG
Molecule: messenger RNA, 950 nt
Organism: Nicotiana tabacum (common tobacco)
Lineage: Eukaryota; Viridiplantae; Streptophyta; Magnoliopsida; Solanales; Solanaceae
Source: RefSeq, a predicted model, not a curated record